CUACACGUGGAGGAGGACAGGUUUAGCGAGGUUGAUGGAAAACCCCUCUGCUGUCAGAGGGCCCAGACAAAGCAUCGUAAUUCUGGAGACAAACAGCUCACAAGGGACUUUGGUGCAAGCAGAAAAUUACCAUGACGACUCCACUGUCAUUGACUCUCAACAUGGCAAUGUAUGAGGAGCAGCCACAAGCCUCCACACCACGUGAGGAAAAUAUGAACCAUGAUGAGGCACGAAGGACAGAUGAGGAGCAGCCACAAGCCUCCACACCACGUGAGGAAAAUAUGAACCAUGAUGAGGCACGAAGGACAGAUGAGGAGCAGCCACAGGCCUCCACACCACGUGAGGAAAAUAUGAACCAUGAUGAGGCACAAAGGACAGAUGAGGAGCAGCCACAAGCCUCCACACCACGUGAGGAAAAUAUGAACCAUGAUGAGGCACAAAGGACAGAUGAGGAGCAGCCACAAGCCUCCACACCACGUGAGGAAAAUAUGAACCAUGAUGAGGCACGAAGGACAGAUGAGGAGCAGCCACAAGCCUCCACACCACGUGAGGAAAAUAUGAACCAUGAUGAGGCACAAAGGACAGAGCCUUGCACCUACAGUGCAGCCACUGCUUCAGCAUGCAGCAAGGCGUCCCCAUCUAUAACUGAGAACACGGCCCGAGAAGCCUUCAUCAGGUAUGCCGACAACAAGUGCUGCUGCAGUACAGUCCCAGCCAAGGAGGGGGUCAUCACUGGAAUGGAGGCCUUCGACACAUAUAGGUAUCGCCUUGUGACUUUCCGUGAGACCAGAUCUACUCAGCUGAGCUUCGUAUCCUACCAUGGGCAAGAUGUCGAUGCGCCUUCCAGAGGAGCAGUUCCAGACAUUUGGGACAUCACUGUGCAGCCUCCAAACUUCUUCAAGGAACAGGAACAAAGUGUCAGAAUGCCCCACACCUCAUACGUGCAGGAUUGUCCAUCUUGUUCUGGGAGCGGCAAGACACAAUGCACAGGCUGUGCUGGACUUGGGAAUGUAAUAUGUGUAUGGUGCGGUGGCCUUGGCAGCCGAAUAUGGCCGAAUGGAGUGUAUGGCAUGUGCAUGACAUGUGGAGGAAGAGGACGAAACAUCUGCUGGGGCUGCGGUGGUCGAGGCUUUCAAACUUGCCUCAGCUGCGUUGGCAGUGGGAAGAUCAUGAGGUUCACCCAACUAGACGUCAAAAGGACUAACCACAUAAACAACAAGUAUGUGGCAGAGCUGGAGAGUGGCAUCAGUGAGGAGAAACUCCAGAAAGUGUUGGGGAAGAUGAUGCACAAGGAUAUAUGUCAGCAGGUAACUUAUGUGAAAGACUUUGCUGAUCCUGCUGUGGUUGAAGCAUCAAAAAGGCUGGUGAGAGAACACCAAGAUGCCUUCAUCUCCAAUGGAUCACGCAUACUGCAGCAGUGCCAGACCAUUGAGCUGAUCCCCAUCACCUGUGUCAGCUACACGUGGAAGGAGAAAUGCUUCCAGUAUCUUGUGUACGGGGAGGAGAACAAAGUGACAUCUAAGGACUAUCCAGGCUCCUGCUGCUAUGGCUGCUGUGUCCUGUUGUAACAACUUUUGAAGAAGACUGCAGUACAUGUCUAAUCCAGUUGAGGGCGCUAUAUCCAUAUACUGUGGUGUAUAUGGACGCACACACAGUGGCACCACCAUAAAAUUUGAACAGGGGUGGCCAGCGAUAGUAGUAGGCUACCCAUUGUAAUACACUCUUAAAAUGAAUGUGUUGGAAACAAACUCUGUUGUCCCUGGCCUGGACACACACAGAUGUGUAAAAAAAACAACACAAGUUAUGUUAUUUUCAAUAUAACAAAUAACAAAGCAAUGUGUUGGAAACAACACAAACUGUGUUCAAGUCAAGUCACAUUUAUAUAGCACACUUACUGUAAACACAAUGUAACUGACCCACAGAAAUGAAAUAAAAAUAUAGAUGAAGAAUUUUUUUUUUUUACAGUAAAGUCAAAGAUGGCACUUAAUAUAAUGCUGAAAAGAAAUAGAAACAAGAUAAAUAAACAAACAAGGGGAGAAAUGAAUGGACAUUAUAGGCCGAAGAAAAUAGAUGGGCUUUAAGUUUGAUUUGAAACUACUGAUAGUGGGACAGGACUUAAUUUCAAUGUAUGGAGGUUAUUCCAGAGUUUAGGGGCAGCAACAGAAAAAGCCCUUUAGUUUUUAGGGCUGCAUUUGGGACUCCCAACACACACACACACACCCACAAGACACCCACUGGAGGCUGGGAGAGACACGUAUCCGCACGCACAAAGUGUGGGCAUGAGGGAGAGCUCCGAGUCCUGGGUGUUGUCCCAUCCGACAGCCGCGCGCACUAAGUGUGCUGUGGGGGUGGGAGAGAGCGAGGUCCAAGCAGCAUGAACUAUAUUCAAUGUUUGAAGCGUGAACUGUACAAACAUGUCUACAAAUAAAAGCAUGAGUGCAUUAUCAUUAACCCUAUAUGAAAUAAUGAAGAAAAUAAAUAUUUCCACACAUUUUAUUACCAGUCAUAGAGCUCAUAGAGUACAUUGAACAAUUAAAAAAAAUAAAACAUAAUAAUAAAAUAAAAAAUAUAUAUAUAUCAAUGGGGGUUUUAUGUUUCUUUGGAGCAACAACAUGCAAUAAUGGUAAUAAAUACAGAAAGUGCAGUCUAUUUAAGAUAUAUCUUUUUAUUUCAUAACAAACGACAUUUUAUGAAAGAUCUUCAACAUCAACUUCAACUUCAAACAUUUGUGCUGAAAAAGUAAUACAGUUACAACCAGUUACAAUCUUAGUGGGGUUUGUUACCUAGAAGUAACAAAGGAGUAUUAUUUUUAUCCAUUCAUUCCCAUUCAGUGUAUGUACAGUAUGUCUGUUCCUUUUCAUCCUCUUUCAGCUCUCCAUCUCUUUCUUCAGCAUCUCUAUCUGGAGAUAUCAAUAAGCAUACUGUAUCAAUAAACACAUUGUUAUUGUUAUAAGUAUUUUUUUUUUAAUGUACAUACUGACAAAUACUUGAAUAAGUCUUGGUAUCCUGCCAUUUGACCAU
Molecule: messenger RNA, 3021 nt
Organism: Sardina pilchardus (European sardine)
Lineage: Eukaryota; Metazoa; Chordata; Actinopteri; Clupeiformes; Clupeidae
Product: protein SSUH2 homolog
Exons: 18
Coding region: 132-1568 (478 amino acids)
Source: RefSeq, a predicted model, not a curated record